Molecule: messenger RNA, 4537 nt
Organism: Dermatophagoides farinae (American house dust mite)
Lineage: Eukaryota; Metazoa; Arthropoda; Arachnida; Sarcoptiformes; Pyroglyphidae
Gene: Tbc1d8-9
Product: TBC1 domain family member 8/9
Source: RefSeq, a predicted model, not a curated record
UUUUUUAUUUGUAAUUCGAGCGGUUUAUUUAAUCCAAAUGUGUGGACGCCCUCUGUCGUUAACUGAAAUUGUGGUUUUUUUUUGUCUCGAUGUUUUUGUUGUUGUUGUUGUUGUUGUUGCUAAUGUUGAUGAUGAUGUCGCUGUUGCUGCAGCUUGUCGAUUGAUGAUAAUGGUGGUUUUUUAUUUUUUUGAUGUUUAUGAUGAUCAGAAGAAUAAACACCUCUCUUCGAUCAGCAAACAAAGACAACGAGAAAAAUCUUGACGAUAUUUUUAUUUUGUUUUUUUUGCGUUAUUUAUGUUUUUUUCCAAAAAAAUUUAGUUUAAUUCAUUGGAUAAUUAUUGGAUCAUCAUACAUUGGCUAUAGAGUGUCAGCCGUUGUCAUCAUUAUCAUUAAAUUAGUGCAGUGUUUUUUUUUUUUUUGAUUUAGUUUGGUUUGUUUUGUUGCCUUUAGUUGCAUGAUUAAUGUUGCCAUUGACAACAGUCGAUAUAUUAUUAUUUUAAACAUCAAAGAAUCUAUGAACGAUAUGAAUCAAACGAUGAAUAGACUGGAAAAACCAUAUUAUCAUUGAAUUGAAUUCAUUUUUUUUUUAUAACUGAAUGGUCAAUGAUAAAUUUGUAAACAAUUUUUUUUCAUUUCAACGAAUUCACAAAUGUGAAAGUCAUCGUCCUAGUCGAUUUUCCAUAUUCAUUGUGAUUUUUUUUUCCAAUCGUCCAUUGAUUGUCAUAUUGUGUUAUUGUCUCAUAAUCUAUUUAUCAAACACCGCUUUAGAAUCAACAUGUGGGUCAAACUAGAAAAUGUUGUCGUUGCAAAUGCUUUUUGGAUAACCGAACGUGCCAAUCCAUAUUUUGUACUACAAAGACGUCUAGGUCAUGGAACGAAAGGUUUCUCUUCACUUUUGGUUGGAACAAUCGAUUCGGUUUUCGAUACAAAACCCUUGCCAUUUAGGAUUUUGCAUCAAAUUUCCAAUUCUGAUACAACAUACAUUAUUGCUGCAUCAUCUAGUUUUGCCGAAAUUCUCAAAGAUUGGGAAUACAUUGAAAAUCAUCUGAUGCCAACGUUGACAAAUUUUGAAAAUGAUGCCGAUGUAACAGAUUUUAUUAAAUGUAAAAUUGAAAGUCUUUUGCAGAUGAUCAUCGAUCAAAAUGCUACCGAAACAGAUGUUCAAAGUUCCAAGGAUGUUAUUUCAUCUGUUUCUAAAUUUAUCAAAUUAUUUUCGAUGCCUGAAGAGGAAAAACUUGUAAAUUAUUAUUAUUGCAGUUAUUUUAAAGGCUCAUUUCCACGACAAGGAUGGCUUUACAUAAGCAUCAAUCAUUUAUGUUUCUAUUCCAAUAUUUUUGGUAAUGAAAUCAAAAUCAUAACCAAAUGGAUUGAUGUCAAGCAUCUUGAAAUUGAUGAUCCACGUUUCUUUCCGAAUAGCAUACGGGUAAUCACUCGAACAAAAAAAUAUCUAUUCUCAAUGUUUCUCAGAGCUGUUGAAGUUUAUUCACUUAUGGAACAAUUGGUUAAUCUUGCUAUGAAAUCAUUGAUUUCGGAUGAAAAACAACAUUUACUUACUAUCGAUAAUGAACAAAAUAAUAAACCAAAAUAUUCACGUGGUGCUUCCAAAAAAUUGAAAAUACUUAAACGAGAUUUGGACGCUAGAGCAAUGUGUGAAAAUUAUAAAAUUACAUUCCGUUUACCAAUGGACGAAAAACUCGAUGGAACAUUACCAUGUACAUUAUGGACGCCAUACAAUAAACAACAUGUUUGGGGCAAAAUGUAUCUAUCAAAUAAUUACAUUUGUUUCGAGAGUCGAGUCUUAAGCCUUUUAUCAUUGAUCAUUCCAAUGCGUGAGAUUCGUUCGGUCGAAAAAUUGGACAACAGUUCAAAUUGGCCUGUCUGGAACAAAGCCAUAGUAAUAACGUUGAGUAAAACUAAUAUCAUUUUUGAUCACGUUGAAGAUCGAGAUUUUCUCAUUGGUAAAAUUGUCAAUAUGUUGGCUCGAUUGGAUCACACUAAAAGUGGCGAAGGGCUUGAUGUUCUUGGUCGCGAAAAUCGGACUCUCAGAUCAUAUUCCUUUACUAUUGAACCGGCUCUAAAUAAGAAAUUCUCAUUUGGCAAUGUAUCACCCGAAACUGAGGCUAAAGAAUCUGUUAAAUUAAAUCUAUGGCAAUUGCAUUUUAUUGAAUAUGGCCGUGGAAUAACCUGUUAUCGUGUGGCCAAAACUCGUGAUCUUAUAUUGCAAGGAAUUCCAGACGAACUUAGAAAUGAACUAUGGCUUCUUUAUUCCGGAGCUAUUAAUGAAAAAGAGACAAAUCCUGGUUAUUAUGAAAAACUGGUGGAAAAUUCUAUGGCUGUACAGAAUGUUGCUUCGGACGAGAUUGAACGUGACCUUCAUCGAUCACUACCGGAACAUCCAGCUUUUCAAUCUGAAGUUGGCAUCAACGCUUUACGAAGAGUGUUGAAAGCCUAUGCUCAUAGAAAUCCAAACAUUGGUUAUUGUCAAGCAAUGAAUAUUGUUGCUUCCGUUUUUCUUUUGUACGCCAAUGAAGAAGAUGCCUUUUGGUUGUUGGUUGCCUUAUGUGAACGUCUGUUGCCCGAUUAUUAUAACAAAAAAGUUAUAGGUGCUUUAGUGGAUCAAGGAGUUUUAGAAGAAUUGGUUAAAGAUCAUUUACCUGAACUUUAUAAUCAACUAUUACAUUUGAGAAUUUUACCAAUGAUUUCAUUAUCGUGGUUUUUGACCAUAUUCUCAAGUGUCAUGCCUUUUGAAUCGGCUAUCAAUAUUGUUGAUUAUUUUUUCUAUGAUGGGGCUAAAGUCGUCUUUCAAAUUGCAUUACGGAUAUUGAAUGCAAAUGAAGAAGCAUUAAGAAAAUGUAAAGAUGAUGGUGAAGCUAUGACUGUACUUAGUGGUUAUCUGGAGAAUAUUGUCAAUCCAGAAGCCAAAGUACCACAUAUGGUACAUUCAUUUUCAUAUGGAACAGCUAGUAAACGUGCUAGCCAAAAAAUGACCGACAUUAAAGAUUUGAUCAAUGAAUCUUAUAGUAAAUUUAAUUUUAUAACAGCCAAUCAAAUUGAAAAAUUAAGACUUAAACAUCGUAUGACUGUGGUUCAAAAUUUGGAAGAAACUUCAAUUAAAAAUACUAUUCGUACAUUACAAAACAUUCCGAUUAUUGCUCAUUAUUUGACCUAUGAAGAAAUAUUUAGCAUGUAUAUGGUAUUGAAAGAAGAACAAUUGAAACAACAAUAUUGGGGUCAAAUUAGUUCAACAACAUUAUUGGAAAAGAAUGAUGUAUAUUCUUUUAAAAUCGAUAUUGAACAAUUUCGUUGCUAUUUUAUUCAAUUUGUUCCAUGGAAUUGUGAUAAUAUUGAAAAUUUAAUUAGCCGUGUUUUUCAAUUUCUUGAUGAAAAUCAUCACGGUUCAAUCGGUGCAUAUCAACUAUUAUUCUGUAUGGUUAUUUUCAUCAAGGCUGAUGUGGAACUACGGCUGAAAUUUUUAUACGCCAUACACUUGUUAGAUAUUGAAAAUGGGACAACAAACAUGAAUGAUGAUAAUAAUAGUAAACAUACUGAUGAUAAAUCCAAUGAUCAAGUAGAAACCGCAUCCGAAGCGAUGGAGUUUUUUCAAGACAAAAUUUCACCACAAAAAUCAUCCAAAGACGACCAAAUUAAUCUUGUAGAAAUUGAUAAUGAUCAAGAUGAUCAUCCGAAAGAACCACAGAAAGAAUUCACACUUUGCUUUUUAUAUUUAUUGCCCAUUACUAAACUGCAUCGAACUACUAGCAUCACUUAUACAUUAUCACAACAACAGAAUAUCAUGAAUAAUUUAGAUGGUGAUGAAAUGCCAUUUCAAAAAUUACCAAAUAUGAAAGAAAUGCAAUUUAUUAAAUUAUGGAAAACCAUGUACGAUAUUUUUGCCUAUGAAACCAAUGAACAAUAUAUUUUCGAUUGUAUUGCACGGGUUGGUAAUGAUCUUCUUCGUCAUGGUUAUUUAACAUCGAUGGCUAUUGCCGAACGUGAGAAAGACAAAGAAACAAUAAAAUCGGAUGAUAGUUUUCAAACGAUUAGCGAAGAAGAUCUGAAACUUGAUGAUUUAUCCAUUAAAAGUUUCAGUAGCUGUUCAAGUGAACAUAUUAUUGUUGAAAAUAAUAAAGAAAUAACUAAUGAACAAUCAUCGUCAUCAAUAACAACUACGACGGACACUACAAGUGUUAAUCAACAACAACAACAACACCAUCAUCAUCAUCAUCAUCAUCAUGAACCAUUAAAUUGGCAAAUUAGUUUUGAACAAUUUUCAAGCAUUCUAUACACUGAACAAACAUUAAUUGAUUUAUUUGAGAAAAAAUUCGAUUGGACAAUCGUAAUGGCUAAGAUAAAAAAUCCAGAAAAUUUUGAUCGUUCACCAAGUCUUAUAAAUUCAUCAUCAAAUAUUCAAACAUUAUCAACCAAUAAAGCAGCCGCAAGCCAAUAAUUUGUGGACACAUUUCAAAUCAUCAUCGGUUAUAUUCCAAUAUUUUAUGAAUUUUUUUUUCCAUAUACAAAAAUGUUAUAUAAUUUUUU